Molecule: messenger RNA, 852 nt
Organism: Giardia duodenalis
Lineage: Eukaryota; Fornicata; Diplomonadida; Hexamitidae
Product: putative U3 small nucleolar ribonucleoprotein IMP4
Exons: 1
Coding region: 1-852 (283 amino acids)
Biological process (GO): rRNA processing
Cellular component (GO): Mpp10 complex; nucleolus; small-subunit processome
Molecular function (GO): rRNA primary transcript binding; snoRNA binding
Source: RefSeq, a predicted model, not a curated record
AUGCAACGGCGAAAUGCGCGACAACGACAAGAGUUCCUCUAUCGCAAGCAACUGCAAGCAUCGGAAGCUGCUUCAUAUACUCACAAAGAACAGCUACAGAAGGCAUUGGAGACUGGCAAGAGCAUUCCAGAUCACCUGCGGGCAGACGCUAUUAACCUCGCCGAGCACAUGCUCUUCGACGACGUGACCACCAAGGUAAAAGGGCUGGACGAUGAUGAGUAUGCGAACGCAAAGGUUCCAAAGCUUCUUCUCACCACAAGCAGGAACCCUAGUAGUAGGCUCCGCAACUUUGCUAAGGAGCUGCGAUAUUUAUUCCCUAAUACACAACGUGUUAACCGCGGCCGGCACGUCAUCUCCGAAUUAGUAGAUGUUGCCAGAUCCAGCGGUUUCACAGAUCUUCUAAUACUACAUGAGACGCGUGGGAACCCGGACGGGCUUGUACUUUCCCACCUUCCUUAUGGCCCAACAGCAUAUUUUACUCUGUCAAAUGUGGUGCUAAGAAGCGAGACAAACUCGGAUGAGACUGUUCCAGAGCAUGCUCCCCAUCUGAUUUUCGAGGGCAUGCACAGCAAGCUGGGUGCACGGUUGACUCAAAUACUUAAGCACCUCUUUCCGACCGGAGGCAAGUCUGCCAAGCGUGUUUGUUCAUUCAUAAACAGGCAGGACUCCAUAGUGUUUCGCAAUCAUGUGUACCGGAAGGUAGGUCCGGAAGUCGUGCUAAAGGAGAUUGGGCCGCGAUUUUGCUUGCACCCUUACAUGAUCCGCCUGGAUACGAUGGAGUCCACUGCUGGCGAGACUGAGUGGCGCUUGCACAACUUUACUAACACUGCACACUUAAAACAACACUUGUGA